Messenger RNA from Vicia faba (fava bean), 1431 nucleotides. NCBI's taxonomy places the organism in Eukaryota, Viridiplantae, Streptophyta, Magnoliopsida, Fabales, Fabaceae. The record is from the annotation of a GenBank genome assembly.
AUGUCACUUUCGUUGUUCUCCACUCCUCAGCAACCGCAACCGCAGUCUCUUUUUCAACCACUGCAGCAACAGCAACAAUCGCCUUUUCAGCAGCAGACCAAUUUGUUCCAGCCACAGCAACAACAACAACAACAACAAUUUCAACAACAGCCACAUCAACAGCAAUUUCAACAACAGCAACAGCAACAACUGUUGUUUUUGUUCACUAACGAUAAAACUCCUGCCAGUUACACCACCAAUUGGCCCGAUCUACAUCCUGAUUCCCAGAAGUUUCUACUUCAGAUCGAGGAACGGGUAUUGGAGUAUAGAGAUGAAAGCCAGAGACUUGAUCAGUGUAAUCGUCUUUAUGAUUCUUCCGUUUCGAAUGAUGGGUUUGAGGUUGAUGCAAGCCAUAUUGUUCAGGAACUUGGUGGAAUCAGCACUGCUAUGGAACGGCAGAAAACUUUGCUACAUGAAUUGAUGUCAGUUGUUAAGGAUAUGUUACGUAAUACAGAGGUUGCUGUUCGAUCGUUUAUGAUCCUACGUCCAAGGUUCCAUCAUCCUAGUGGGGGAGCAUCAAGUGCCACUGCCCCAUCACAGACCCCGGGAGCAACAACACCUAGUUUGAACAGCCAACCAACAGCUACGUCUAUAGUGCCUGUUUUUGAUUUCUACAGUGGUCUUCCGAAGAAACCAUCACCCUUUUUACAGCAAACAAUUCUUCGAUUUGAGAAAUAUCUUGGUGAAUGUCAUCAGUGGAUUCAAGAGUUAGAGCAGCUGCUUCUCCUAGAAUCUGAAAAAAAUGCUUCUAAUAAUGGAUCCUCGUUAUUGCAGUCUCUUCCCAAAGUCAUGACAAAUGUGCAUGACUUUUUUGUUCACGUGGCCGCAAAGGUGGAGAGCAUUCAUCAGUACAUGGAAUCUAUGAAAUCAGCAUAUCUAGCUGAUCAGCGCCGCCGAGGGGAGGUGAAUGAUCCAUUUCUAGAGGCUGACCGACGAGAAACUGCAAGACAAGAAGCUGCAUCAAAAAGAGUUCAUCCGACAUUGCAUUUACCUGCAAAUUCACAACCCUCAACUCAAGUUGCUGGGUUGUUUUCCAGUUCAGGAACUCAAGGAGCAUUGACUGCCCAACAGACUGCUGCAACAACUUCAUCUUUGUCAACAGGAAGUGGUUUGUCUCUUUUUAGCACACCGACUUCUGCUCCAUCAUCGUCUAUGUCAUCUUUGUUUGCAACACCAACAACUCCGGCUCAAGGAACCUCAUGGUUUGGAUCAUCUAGUGCUACGCCUCAAACCUCACUUUUUGGUUCUGCCUCAUCAUCGCUACCUGGUGCGACAUCAACUCCCUCUCUGUUCGGUAAUAGUACUCCAUUGUUUAGUUCAACUCCGGCUGCAAGUUCGCUCUUUUCAACUCCGUUUGCUUCAGGUACUUUCUUGGUUCAUACUUUGUCUUAA